AUGCAGUGGGACCCCGGAUUCGCCGCUCAAGUUGCAAAAUGCGCGUCGGGAAGUGAAAGCCAUUGGAAUUGUGUAAUCUCCAGAUGUUCAAAGCUCAACAUGUGGCAAGGCGCCUGCCAGUUGUUUGAAGCCAUGCGAUCAUCAGCGGCCCAAAUGGACGUGUGCACCUUCAAUACCAUUAUCAGUACAUGCGGAAAAGCCACCAGGUGGCAACAGGCGCUAGCCUUCUUCACGGCGAUGCCCGAAGCAACCUUGCAAUCAGAUGAAAUCAGUUUCAACGCAACCAUCAGCGCUUGCGCAAAAGGUGGGCAAUGGCAGCAGGCGCUGGCCUUGUUUCACGUCAUGCCUGGAGGGAAAGUGCAAGCUGAUGUUAUCAGUUUUAGUGCAGCAAUCAGCGCUUGCGAGAAAGGUGGGCAGUGGCAGCGAGCUUUGAUACUUUUCCAGGCGAUGCCUGAAGCAAACGUGGGGACAAGCGACAUCAUCAGCUUCAACGCGACCAUAAGCGCUUGCGAGAAAUGUGGUCAGUGGCAACAGGCGCUUUCCUUGUUCCAGGAUAUGGCUCGGGCACAGGUGCAAGCCGACGUUAUCAGUUUUAAUGCUGCCAUCAGCUCUUGCGAGAAAGGCGGGCAGUGGCAGCAGGGGCUUCUCUUGCUGCAGAUCAUGACAGAGACAAGAGUGCAAGCCGAUGUUAUCAGUUUUAAUGCGGCUAUCAGUUCUUGCAAGAAGGGUGGGCAGUGGCAGCGCGCAUUAGUACUAUUUCAGGCUAUGCCCAAAGCAAAAGUGGCGACAAGCAGCAUCAGCUUCAAUGCUACCAUCAGCGCUUGCGAGCAAGGUCGGCAGUGGCAGCAGGCGCUUUCCUUGUUUCACGACAUGCCCGAAGCAAAGCACAUUGCAGAUUCUAUUAGCUUUAACUCUGCCAUUAGUGCUUGCGAGAAAGGUGGGCAGUGGCAGCACGCCCUGGCCUUGUUUCAUGUCAUGCCGGGGGCACAAGUGCAGGCCGACGUUGUCAGUUUCAGUGCGGCAAUCAGCGCUUGCGAGAAGGGUGGGCAGUGGCAGUGGGCAUUGGCACUUCUCCAGGCCAUGCCUGAAGCAAAGGUUGCGGCGAGUGACAUCAGCUUCAACGCGGGCAUCAGCGCUUGUGAGAAAUGCGGUCAGUGGCAGCAGGCGCUUUUCCUUUUCUACAACAUGCCUGAGGCUAAGCUUAUUGCGGAUGAUGUCAGCUUUAAUUCCACCAUUAGCGCUUGCGAGAAGGGUGGGCAGUGGCGGUUAGCGUUGGUACUCUUCCAUGCCCUACCUGAAUCAAAGUUGGAGGUGAGUGACGUUAGUUUCAACUCGACCAUUAGUGCCUGCGCGAAGGGUGGGCAGUGGCAGCAGGCAUUGGCCUUGUUCCAGAUCAUGCCAGUGGCAAAGGUGCGAGCCGAUGUGAUUAGCUUUAAUGCUGCCAUCAGCGCUUGCGACGAGGGUUGGCAGUGGCAGCGGGCAUGGCUACUGUUCCACGCCACAACUCAGGCAAGGCUCACUGCGGAUGUCACCGGCUUCAAUUCAGCCAUUAGCGCUUGUGAGAUGGGUGGGCAGUGGCAGCAACUAUCGUUCUUAUUGUCCGGUUUGCAGGCAGCUUUGAAGCUGACUCCGAAGCGGACAUGA
Molecule: messenger RNA, 1644 nt
Organism: Effrenium voratum
Lineage: Eukaryota; Dinophyceae; Suessiales; Symbiodiniaceae
Source: the annotation of a GenBank genome assembly